Molecule: messenger RNA, 576 nt
Organism: Enterobius vermicularis (human pinworm)
Lineage: Eukaryota; Metazoa; Nematoda; Chromadorea; Rhabditida; Oxyuridae
Source: the annotation of a GenBank genome assembly
AUGACGUCGUUAUGCAUAGUAGACGAUGCUUCGAACGAUGUACCGAGGCUGGAGAAGGAUAUUUUUUGGGCUUCAGACGAGGUAAAAGCGGUUUAUCCGAAGGACAUUAGUGGGCAGAAUGUCAACCCGCUGGUCGGCUCCGCAACGCAUGCACAGUAUGGUACUUAUUCGUUCAAAGAUCAAGAAGCUCCAAUGGUUGUUAGAAAGUCAGUGGAUGUGAACGCUAUAGGGCUUUAUCCAAAAAUGUCUUUGACAGGUAGGCUUUCAAGACGCUUCAGAAGUGUUGCUGGGAAAUUUCAACGUUACGAUGUAAAACAAAGAAUGCUCCCAUUGGUCCCAAAAACGUCAAAAGGUCGCUGUUACAGCAGAAGAGUGUCAGUAAUUGAUUCGCCAAGUCCAUAUCAUUCUACCCUGCCGGAAAAUCAUUUAGAAGACGGAGUACAAACUGAGGUUGACUAUAAUUUUAACAGUUACCUUCAUUCUUCUGCUCCCAUUAAACGGUCAACACGAUCUUCAGCGGUUAGCAUUAUGGACGAAUGCCCAACAUUCUUACGUAAAUGUUUAAUUCAACUUUAA